Molecule: messenger RNA, 1824 nt
Organism: Microthlaspi erraticum
Lineage: Eukaryota; Viridiplantae; Streptophyta; Magnoliopsida; Brassicales; Brassicaceae
Source: the annotation of a GenBank genome assembly
AUGGCUGCGGCAGCAAAGAUGGUGAAGGACGAGCUUCUCAACUACAGCGAUGAAGAAGAAGAAAACUUCUCAGACGAUGGAGAUUGGGGAGACUGGAAAGCAGAUGAGGAUGGUGUAGGAGGAGGAGGAGAGGGGGGAGAUGACGACGGCUCCGAAUCUGAUUUCGUGUGUUUGUUUUGUGAUUCUCACCACGUUUCCUGUGAUUCACUCUUCGACCACUGUCGUCUGAGCCACGGAUUUGAUUUUCAUGGAACUAGAAAGGAAUUGAAAUUGGAUUUCUACGCUUCGUUUAAGCUCAUCAACUAUAUUCGGUCACAGGUGGCUGAGAACAAAAGCUGGAGUUGGGCUGAAUCGAAUCAAGCUUUGAAAGAUGUGAAGCUUCCUUGGGAUGAAGAGAAAUACCUGAAGCCCUAUUGGCAGGAGGAUUCACUUUUGUACAGCUUUGCAGAUGAUGAGGAAGACGAAGACGAGCCAGUUGACAGAGAGGAAGUGAUGGAGGAAUUGAAGAAACUUGGGGAUUUAAGCAUUGAUGAUGAGGCUUUAGGGGAAAGCUCACUGUCAAGCAAUGGAAAAUGCAAUUUGAAUGGAAGUAAAGAUGUUACUCUGGUCUCCAACGGCAAUGGCUUGAAGCAAAGUUCUGGGGAUGAUUUGAGAGUCAAUGGGAAAGGUAAAGAAACAGAUGUUGGUGUGGAAAGGGUUUGUGAUGGGAAGCUGGUUGGUAGGAAUAUCAGAAAAGUGAAUGAAAACUAUUUUGGAUCUUAUAGUUCAUUCGGUAUUCACAAGGAGAUGAUAAGUGAUAAGGUUAGAACUGAAGCGUACCGGGAUGCACUUUUGAAGAAUCCUACUCUCUUGAGUGGCUCUGUUGUAAUGGAUGUUGGUUGUGGAACUGGGAUACUGAGUCUCUUUGCUGCUCAAGCUGGGGCUUCAAGGGUAAUUGCAGUUGAAGCUAGCGAGAAGAUGGCCAAAGUUGCAACUAAGAUUGCCAAGGAUAACAGAGUUUUUCAUGAUAACGAGCACAAUGGGGUACUUGAAGUUGCACACUCAAUGGUUGAAGAGCUAGAAAAAUCCAUAAAGAUUCAACCUCAUAGUGUUGAUGUGCUAGUCAGCGAAUGGAUGGGAUACUGCCUUCUAUAUGAGUCAAUGCUCAGCUCUGUGCUCUAUGCAAGAGACCGGUGGUUGAAGCCUGGAGGUGCAAUCCUCCCCGACACAGCCACUAUGUUUGUUGCUGGGUUUGGCAAAGGCGCCACAAGUCUUCUUUUCUGGGAGGAUGUCUAUGGAUUUGACAUGUCCUCAAUUGGCAAGGAAAUUUUUGAAGAUACUGCUCGAAUUCCCGUUGUUGAUGUCGUAGAGGAGCGUGAUUUAGUGACACAGCCUGCCCUUCUCCAGGCAUUUGACCUGGCUACCAUGAAACCGGAUGAGGUAGAUUUCACAGCAACAGCAACGCUGGAGCCCAACGAGUCAGAAGCCAAAAUGAGUUUGUGCCACGGUGUUGUGUUGUGGUUUGACGCAGGUUUCACCAAUAGGUUCUGCAAGGAAAAUCCAACCGUACUAUCCACAUCACCCUACACUCCGCCAACGCACUGGUCCCAGACGGUCUUGACGUUCAAAGAACCAAUCUCAGUGGCGCCAGCCACGCUUCUGUCUGGUGGUGAUGACAGAAGAGGAGCCAUUGGAACUGUAGAAUGUCCUGCCGCAAGGAUUCAUCUGCGUGUGAGUGUUGCAAGAGCGUCUGAGCAUCGCAGCAUUGAUAUCUCGCUAGAGGCUACAGGGGUGAGCUCCAAGGGUCAGAAGCGUUGUUGGCCGGUUCAAAUAUUUAACCUAUGA